AUGAUGAAUAGGGGGUACGCUAACUUAAACGCUUUUGUAGAGAGAGACAAACAGGACAGCAGACGGAUUAGCCAGGUUGAGCGUCACAGGAAAGAUUCACACAUAUCAAAUGAGAGGACUCACAAACAUGGACUUGUUCCGAGAGAUUUAAGAAGUCAAGCUUCUACCAUUGACCAGCACCUUCUCUUCCGUAGGGGCAGCAGGGGGGGAGACCACGAUGAGGGAAAGAAGGGGUUCCAGCAGGGUUUGAAUCUCCCUAGGGAGUGGAACGACCAGACGGAAAGGAGCCCGAACAUGGCAGGCACCAAGGGUGGAAGUGUAUUAGGUAGCAAAACGGACCACCGAGGUGACCACAAGGCUAACCGGAAAGAUGACCCCAAAGUACAUUCCAAACAUCACAAGUCUUCCCACCACCGUCACCAUAAGGACGCACACCGACAUCAUCGUAGGGACUCACACCGACACCAUCGUGGAGACCCACGCCGUCACCACCACCACCACCAGAAGGAAAUGGACGCAAAGGAGACUUCAUCGAGUGGUCUCCUCUGGAGCUGCGUCAAGAGUGUAUGCUCCUCCUUUGCAUCUGUCGUGAGGAAAAACAUUUUUACCAACGAAAUGAAUACGAGUGACAGCGGGAGGGGUAAAAUUAUUUCCGAUCAGUCUAGACUUAUCGACAAGAAUGCACAGAGGAACAAACAGAGGGAUGCGAGAAAGGGAGAAGAGUUUCUUGAACAAGACAAUAAUCUACAAAACAGAAAUGGUGAUAUAAUGCCACGUCGGACGAAAAAAAUAAAAAACGCAUCAUAUGAAUUUUCGGAUAACGAUUUGAAAAAUUUAUUUAUGCUGGAGAGUGAGGAAAGGGGGGAAGGGCACUCGAAGGAGGAUGCGAAGCGAGUGAACAGUGGUGAAGGUCUUGAUGGAAGGAGCGAACGUGGGGAGUUGGGCCCAAAAAUUGUUCAGAAGGACGAUGCGGCAACUGUCGACGUGAAAGGGGAGGUGUCCAUAAAAGGAGAGGCAUCCGUAGGAGCGCCGCAAUCAGUUCCAAACAUAAUGGUAAACAACGGAAGCUUUAACAAGCUAAGUCAGAGGGAUGACUUGAACUCGAGAGGACGACGGGUGACCCAUUCGUCGGAGGAGGAACACACGCUGGGUAGGCUCGGGGGUCUUAAGCCUGCUGUAGAGACCAGGCAGGAGAUUCAGGGGGAAAAGCACGAUGAGCAGAGGAGAAAGGGCAGCCUUCCCUUUUCUGGCCGCAGCAACAGGACUAGCGGCAGCAGUAGUGAUGGUGACGGGGAAGCACUCCGAAACGGCCUCUACGCGAAGGACAGCAUUUUGAGGCAGCUUCUGGAAGCGGGGGAGGAAAACAGCAUGGAAGAGGAGGACGAUAGCGAUGAGGUUCGCAAAACGAAUGACAGACAACCUACACAAAGCAACAAAACGAAUGCACCAGAACAGGGAAAAACUUUCCUUCAAAAUGGUGUGCACCAGAUGGGGGAUAAAAUGUCGUCUCUGCAAAGUGAGAACGUGGAAAAGUUAUAUUACCAACACAUUUUUGAGAAUUCCCAAAAGAAGGGGAAGUCAAAGUCGAUGGAUGAUCCCGACGACAGCGGCACCGACAGCUUUAAGAAUAUCUUUUACAAUCGGAAGAAGAAGAAGAAGAAAAAGAAGGGAAAACUGGGUUGCAUGCCUGAGAUGGAGCAGAUAACAAAUGGAGCAAAUGGAGAGGCGAAAGAAAGCAACUCCGAGGUGGAAGUGCUGAACACAGUAGAUGCAGCCAACUCGGACGCCUCUUCCCCCUCGAAGAGCGAGACGCACAAGCAGGCGCAGUACUUCCGAAGCUACAUCAAAAGCAGUGAAGAAAUAAAGCAAAUACGAUUCGAGUUCAAGCAGCUCAUCCAAACGAUAGAUUCCUUCAUUGUGCAGAAUUCAACCAGUGAGGAAAUUAUGGGCGUGAAAAGUCUGACUCAAGGAAAUGAUCAUACCAGUGGAACGCAAAACUCGCACAAGAGAGAGAGCAAAAAUGAAGCGAACUCCUUCGAGAUGGAUAAAGGGAACGAAGCAGAAGACGAGGGAUCUGCAGAUGAACAGUCCAUGAGAUUUAUCGAUGCUGUCACGUCGGAAGAUAAAAGUGGCUACGUAAUACUUAAGAACGAUGAGGAGUCUCUUAUAGAGGCUCUGGAAAAACUCAGAAUUGAGAAAAGGAAGAAAGACGCAAAGGUGAGCGAAUCAGAUGAGGAGGCAAAUCGAAUUGGCAAAGCAGAUGUGGUAGCUUUACUAGACCCAGGCAUUUUUUUCAAGUGCGUUAACAAGGACCAUUACGAAAAAGCGGCUCAGAUACUACGACAGAAGGGCGAAAACGGUGUUCUAAUCGAAAAGUUUAAUGUGCCCCUUUUGUAUUCACAAAUAAAAUGUCUAAUGGACACGAGAUGGCUGAACGACGAGGUCAUUAACUUCUACAUGAGCAUGCUACAGGAAUAUAAUACGAAAAAUAUUAAAAAGGACAGGCCAAACAAUUAUUUGCCUAAAAUUUUCACCUUCAGCACUUUUUUUUUUCAAUCCCUGAGCUCGAAUGGGACAUACAACUAUAAUAAGGUAUCCCGCUGGACAAAGAGGAAACAGGUAGACAUCUUUUCCUUCGACUUGAUUCUUAUUCCGCUACACGUAGGGGGGAACCACUGGACCCUGGGAUCGAUUAACAUGAAGGAGAAAAAAAUUAAACUCUACGAUUCUUUGAAUAUGUCCAAUGCGAAGUUCUUUGAAUACAUGCGGCACUACCUCGUGGACGAGAUGCGGGACAAGAAACAAAUGGAGCUGGACGUGUCUGCGUGGGAGUACAACCCGGACGGCCGUUCGGAGGUCGGAAUCCCCUGCCAAGAGAACGGUUACGACUGUGGCGUGUUCACCUGCAUGUUCGCCAAGUGCCUAAGCUUUAACCGCAGCUUCGACUUCAGCCAACGGGACAUCAAAGAAAUUCGAAUGAAAAUGGUGAGUCAAGAGGGGCAGGGCGUGCAGAUGCUCGUACGUGUGGACGAUUUGCCACACUGUGACCAGUAG
Molecule: messenger RNA, 3054 nt
Organism: Plasmodium coatneyi
Lineage: Eukaryota; Apicomplexa; Aconoidasida; Haemosporida; Plasmodiidae
Product: Ulp1 protease family C-terminal catalytic domain containing protein
Exons: 2
Coding region: 1-3054 (1017 amino acids)
Biological process (GO): protein desumoylation
Cellular component (GO): nucleus
Molecular function (GO): deSUMOylase activity
Source: RefSeq, a predicted model, not a curated record